AAGUGGCAAAAGUAGCAAAGCAAUUGGAAAAACUAAUCAGAGAAAAGCAAAAAUUAAUUUUUUUUUAAGAAACUUGUAAAAAUUGUUACGAAAAAAUGGAAUAUGAAAGUGUGCUUUUAAUUAAGCCCGAAGUGUUUAUUUACAAAAUUCCACCUAGAGCUAGUAAUCGCGGUUACAGAGCUGCUGAUUGGAAUUUAGGUGAACCCACUUGGACAGGUCGUAUGCGUUUGGUCGCCAAAGGUAUUGUUUGUCAUUUGAAAUUGGAAGAUAAAACAAGUGGAGCUUUAUUUGCUAAUUGUCCCAUCGACACCUAUCCAGGUGUGGCCAUCGAAGCCGUUUCGGAUAGCUCGCGUUAUUUUGUUAUACGAGUACAAGAUGAUAAUGGACGAUCUGCUUUUUUGGGUUUAGGUUUCGGUGAUCGUUCCGAUUCGUUCGAUUUGAAUGUAGCUUUACAGGAUCAUUUUAAAUGGGUUAAAAAUCAAGAACAAAUCGAAAAAGAGAAAACUCAGCCCAAGCAAGAAUUAGAUUUGGGUUUCAAAGAGGGUGAAACUAUCAAAAUCAAUAUGCGAAUUACGAAAAAAGAUGGUUCGGAAGGUGUUAGUCGUACGGCCAAAGCAAAAACUAGUGGCGGAAUAUUACCACCACCACCUGGCAAUUUGGGUAAAAUCGCACCGCCGCCAGCGAAUGCUGCCAGUUCAACACGUCAAAGUCCGGGCACUUCGCCAGCUCAUAAGCCUACUGGUAAUAGCACUGGUACAGAAUGGACAGACUAUGCCUCAGCCGGUAAUAACUCCGGACAAAAUCCAACGCCACCUCAACAAAAUACUAAUGCAACAGCAAAUGCAAAUUGGGUGCAAUUUUAAUUCUAAGCAGUAAAGCUAUACAUUAGAAAUUUAAAUAUAGAUAAAACAACAACAACCAACAAACAGAGGAUAUAUUAUGCGAAAGAAAAAAAUCAAUAAACAAACCAUUUACCCUAAAUGAUACAAUUAACGUAUAAAAACGAAAAAAAUUAAAUAGUUUACAUGAAAUUGCAAUUAAAAUAUAAAAACAAAAUA
Molecule: messenger RNA, 1058 nt
Organism: Glossina fuscipes
Lineage: Eukaryota; Metazoa; Arthropoda; Insecta; Diptera; Glossinidae
Product: NECAP-like protein CG9132
Exons: 5
Coding region: 96-863 (255 amino acids)
Biological process (GO): endocytosis
Cellular component (GO): clathrin vesicle coat; membrane
Source: RefSeq, a predicted model, not a curated record